AUGCCUCCUCCAACCCCCACCUAUCUCGCCUACCAGCACGACGCCAAACUCCUCCACCUGGAAACAACCAUCCAAUCCCUCCAACCCUUCGCCGACCUCGACGAAGCCAACAAGACCCUCUUCAAAUCCCCAAGCAACGAUGACUUGAUCCUCGUCACGCAAGAAACCAUCUUCCACCCCCAAGGAGGCGGCCAGCCCUCCGACGAAGGCUACAUUUUCCCCGCAGGAACGGACCCCAGCACUACGAGCAGCAAUCCACAAAAUGCCCUCCUCCAAGUCCUCGCCGCACGCAUGGACGCUACAAACAACGGCCAAGUCCUCCACCUCGUCCGCCCGGUACCCAACACAACGGCAGCCGCCACACCCCUCCAAUCCCUACCACCCACCACGCCCAUCCUGCAAACCAUCGACGCCCCAAAACGCCUCCUCUACUCCCGCCUCCACACGGCCGGCCACGUCCUCGGCUCCGCAGUCCGCCACCUUUUAGAAUCCUCGAUCCCGGACUUCGACGAGCUCAAGGCCUCGCAUUUCCCCGAUAGCGCAUCCUGCGAGUUCCGCGGGAGUAUACCCGGCGAACACAAGAGCGCGAUCCAGGCGCGGGUGGACGAGUAUAUCGCGCGCGCGAUGCCGGUGGAGAUUGAGUUUUGGGGGCAAGAGGACUUUGAGAGGGAGGGGGUGCCGCAUCUUCUUCCUGAUAAGGGGCUGUUGGCGCCCGGGGAGAGCAAGUUCCGAGUGGUGAGGAUUGUUGGGGCGGAGGUUUACCCUUGUGGGGGGACGCACGUUGAUAGUACGGAUUUGUGUGGGGGCACGGUUGUGAAGAAGAUCUCGAGGAGUAAGGGGAAUAGCCGGGUUAGCUAUGCCGUUGUAUAG
This is a messenger RNA of Penicillium brasilianum, 870 nucleotides long. The record is from the annotation of a GenBank genome assembly. Lineage: Eukaryota; Fungi; Ascomycota; Eurotiomycetes; Eurotiales; Aspergillaceae.